UUUUUUACUAUGGUUUUGCUUUUGUAAGCAAAACUGGAAAUAUGAUUACAUCAGGCUGAUUCCAACUAUUAUCCAGAUCUAGUGGUGGUGAUGGUUAACGAUGAUGAACUGAAUGCAGAUCAACUGAUCAGAAAAAGAAUAAGAGAUGAAGAAGAUAGCUUGCCAACAUUAUAUGGUAGUAAGUAAUAAUGACAGUGAGCCGGCGAAUGAGUGUCAUUACUUCUUAAAAGAGGAGAAGAUGAAGAAGAUGAGUUCAUACACUAUACUAUAUUGGGUAUAAAAAAACUAUAGUAUAAUAUAUUUUGUUUAGUAAUGUAACUUUCUAUGUAAAGUUACUAUACUAUUUAAUAUACAGUAUUAUAUUUUUCACGUAUUUCUAUAUUAUUUCCUUUAAAUUAAACAAUCGGUUUUGUUUCUCUUCUAUGUCAUUUUGUAUUUUUUCUUGGGAUAUAAAAUUUGUUUUGUUCCAAUGUUAGAAGAUGUUAUGUUUGAAUGUUAGGAUCAUGUGUAGUUUGAAGAUGUUAUUUUCAUCAACAAAUGCUCUUAUUUCUUUUCAUAUUAUUUUACAUAUGAUGCUCAACUAAUGUAAAUAGAACAUACAUUUAUAUACUAUUUUAUAUAAGUUUCAUACUAUGUAUUAUUUAUUGAACAAGUAAAUGUGAUUUCAAAUGUAAUUUAUAGAUUGUAUUUGAGUUUAUAGAAUCAUACUUAGAGUUUAAAUUUACUAAGUAGGAGUUUGGGUAUAGGAAGGUUUGGUGGUUCAUUAUUUACGUAUGUUAUGUUAUAUCUAUAUUAUAUUUGUAUUAUCUAUAGGAUUAUCAGUUACAAAAAAAAAAGAUUAUCUAUAGGAUUAUGUUCCAUUUGAAGUUACUUACUAUACUGUAUAUUUAUUUUCCAUUCUGUUUGACAAGUGUGUUAUCUUUUUCUGCAUAUGGUAAAUAAAUUGGUGACGUUGUCUUCGGUCUCUCAUGAUGCUAAACCACCACGUCAUCUCUACCAGUAACCGGCAACAUGUACGUUGAAAGGACAAAACCAGACCUUUCUUUAUCUAAAUGUUAGCGAAUUAAUUAUGUCAAAAUCACUGAUAUAUUCUUCAUUUUCAUUAGUGUUUUAUAUAUUGAGCAAAUUCUUCCAUGUCAAGGACUAGAGAAAGAAUUCUUUUUUCAGAGAAGGUAGUGAUGUUUUACUUUAUUUAGAUUUGAGACAAAAACAUGUAAAAUAAAGAAGAUGAACACAUAGGAUCUCAAAAGAUGUAUUUUUGGGUCUAACAUCUGAGAAUGACAAUCCAGAAAGGAUGAGAGAGAGAUAAUCAUGACAUUUUGAGAAAUGAUGAAUUUAAACCCAAAAGUGAGGUGCAAACAAGUGUAUUGAAGAAACAUCACAAUAUGGAGCAUGAGCACUAUAAGAUUUUAAAGGCCCAAUGGGUUUUUGAUGCUUGUUAUGUUGUGUUUCCUUGUCAUUUAGUGUGUUAGCUAGCUCUACUGAAAAUGGGAAGCUGAAAAACUUAGAGACAGUAGUCAAGAAAUUUACUGAGCUUACUGAUGUUUUGGUUAACAAAGUCAUGUAAGCCAUUGUGUACCAGCAAAUACCUUUUUUUAAGGACCAAAACUCGUUUUGUGUAUGUGAUGCAUGAUGCUAUGCAUUAAGAUGGAGUAUGAUCUAUCAUCUAUGCUCCAAUCAACAUUUGAUAUUACCCAUCAUUUAUCAGUUGAGUAAGCAAUGAAAACGUUAAUGGGAUGCACAUAUUUUGAAAGAUUUUUUGUACUUCUUUUGAAGAUGUGGUCUAUUUAAGCAACUCGUGAUAAAUAGACUAUUUUUUAUUUAUUUAAAGAUAAUGGUUUUUAUGUCACGUGAAAGUUAUGUGAAUUAAUUAUCCUGACCUCAUUCAUCUUGCACAUAUUCUUACGUUUGGAUUUGAUAUCAAUCUGUUUAUAUGUGCUAGACUUUUGCUGUUAUUAUAUGCUUUUGUCCCAUCCACCCUGUAAUAUUCUAUUAUGUUCCAUAUUUUUGUCGAAGGAUCUUUUGAUCGCUUCUAAAUAUUCUUGUUUAUUAGAUUCGGUUGAUUUUGUAGUAAAAUGGAAGUUGCUUCAAAAUAAGUCUGCAGCCUAGAGAAGAAAAAAACAAUAUUACUUCUUUCUCUUUUUUGUCGGUACAUAAAUAUUGAAAAAUGGUUUUUAGUUCUAAUAAAUCACAUAGUCGUAGUCGUAAACUCACAACUCAUGAAUGUAUGUAUGUAUGUAUGUAUGCUUGAUACUUCAAACACACGUGUAGUGGUGUGGGGUAAGAGAGAGAGAGAGAGAGAGAGAGAGAGAGAGAGAGAGAGAGAGAGAGAGAGAGAGAGAGGUUGGUCUUGUUCUUGUCUUUGACUCUAAACCAGUCUUUUUCGAUGCAUUUUUCUUCACUCACAAGUCUAUCAUCAUGUUUUCAACAAAUGGCAAAUAUUUUUAUUAAUUUUAUAACAAAAAAACAUGACCCACCUCUUGCUUCUUCUUCACAUUCUUCUCUCUAUUAGAGAGACUCUCUCUACUCUACCCAUGAUCAAUCCCAACAAACACUUUACGUUCUUCCCUUUUCAAUAUCCAUUAGGACCAUUACACAUAUUCAUAUCAUUCCAAAGCAAUCCCCACAAAUCAUAUCCUCCUAUCCAUCUUCUUCCAAUCUCUCUCUCUGUGUAGUCUUCUUCAAAAAGGAUCCAAAAAUCCAAAUGAUGAUGAGGAAUCAGGACAUUACUACGAUCAGAGACAAGAAGAAGCCAACUCAUGCGUGUGGUGGUAGUAACAACAAACCAAAGCUAAGAAAGGGACUUUGGUCUCCUGAUGAAGAUGAAAGGCUUAUAAGGUAUAUGUUGACCAAUGGACAAGGAUGUUGGAGUGACAUUGCUAGGAAUGCUGGUCUAUUACGUUGUGGCAAAAGUUGUCGCCUCCGUUGGAUCAAUUACUUGAGGCCUGAUCUUAAACGCGGUUCCUUCUCCCCUCAAGAAGAAGAUCUUAUCAUCCAUUUUCAUUCCAUUCUUGGUAACAGGUGGUCUCAAAUAGCUACUCGGCUUCCAGGAAGGACAGACAACGAGAUCAAAAACUUUUGGAACUCCACAUUGAAGAAGAGGUUUAAGAACAACAACAACAAUACUUCUUCUGGAUCAUCACCUAACAAUAGUAAUAGUAACUCUUUGGAUCUAAGAGAUCAGCAUGUGGAAAUGGGAGGCAAGUCAAACUCAAUGAUGGGUAGCUAUCAUCAUCAUCAUGAUGACAUGAUGAUAAUGGGGAACACCAUGGGUAUGGACUCUUCUUCAUUCCAUUUUGCACCCGUGGUUAGUGGUCUGGGAUUGAACCAACUUGACCCCUUGAUAUCAGUACCGGAUCAUAGCCAAUAUCAACAAAUGGGAAACACAGGGAAUGUGUUCAACGCCAACGGGUUAGGAGAUUAUGGAAACGCAAUUCUUGAUCCGAUUAGCAAGAGAGCAUCAGUAGAAAGUGAAUGGUUUCUUCCAGCGUCCGAGAAUAUAAAUGCUAUUCCUUGUACCACAAGCAACAACCUAAACGUAGAAGUCCUUGAUCCCUGUUUCAAUAGCAAAACAAUGUGUCAUUCAGAAAGCUUCAAAGUAGGGAACAUGUUUGGCAUGGAGAAUGCUUCUUGGGAAACAGAAAACCCUAAAAUUGGAGAUUGGGAUUUGGAUGGUCUCAUUGAUAACAACUCUUCUUUCCCCUUCCUUGAUUUCCAAGUUGAUUAACAAAUAUUUCCUCUUCCAUAAUUCUCUUUACUCAUUUGUAUUCAUUCUUCUAUACUUAUUUUUUUUCUUCCUAUUCAUCUUCACAAUUACCAGAGCAGAUACUACGUACCCCUCACUAGGGAGCUAGUUUUAAACAAUUGAGCUGCUUGCGAUGGGUUUAUGCACGGUUCCUGAGUACAUGAAAUGUGAAUAGGAAGGUACAUUGAGAUUUAUUUGCGGAGGUUGUACUUAAAUAAUGGUCCACACAAAGUGUUGAUUAGUUGGUAUAUUUGUAUAGCUUUCUCUUAUCUUUUCAAUUCUAUUUUUUUUUUGGGUACAAAUCCGAGUUUGAUGUGUAAAACACGGUUUCGUAAUAAGAAAGAAUUAUUCAUUUCGUU
Molecule: messenger RNA, 4104 nt
Organism: Brassica rapa (field mustard)
Lineage: Eukaryota; Viridiplantae; Streptophyta; Magnoliopsida; Brassicales; Brassicaceae
Product: transcription factor MYB83
Source: RefSeq, a predicted model, not a curated record